Molecule: messenger RNA, 180 nt
Organism: Eruca vesicaria subsp. sativa (arugula)
Lineage: Eukaryota; Viridiplantae; Streptophyta; Magnoliopsida; Brassicales; Brassicaceae
Source: the annotation of a GenBank genome assembly
AUGGUGCCUCACUCUCAGCAGAACAUAGCAUUGUCACCUACUCAGCUGAACGAGAUUUUGGAGUCUAAGAACAAAGCUUUUUCACUUGAACUUCUUAGGGAAGCUACACGAGACUUCAGCCAUUUGCUCGGAAAAGGGGCGUUCGGAUAUGUAUAUCAGGAAAAAUUGAAAGAUGCUUAA